This is a messenger RNA of Dunckerocampus dactyliophorus (ringed pipefish), 1266 nucleotides long. It is a transcript of the gene tmem45b, whose product is annotated as transmembrane protein 45B. The record is from RefSeq and is a predicted model, not a curated record. The transcript has 6 exons. NCBI's taxonomy places the organism in Eukaryota, Metazoa, Chordata, Actinopteri, Syngnathiformes, Syngnathidae. The coding region runs from base 156 to 998 and encodes 280 amino acids.
UCGGAGUUAGAAGUUUUAAGGUAUUCCUCGUGUUAAUUGUGCCAGAUAUCUGGUUCGGUUCCUUGGUGUUAGGCGAGAAAAACUGGUCUGACGUGUGUUUAGUCAACUGUGCGUGUCCUUAUCGCAAACACAGUCCGCAGUUUUUAGGCCAAACCAUGGCCAACUUCGGAGGGCACGCCAUCCCCGGCUCUUUCUUCUUGCUCUUUGGAUUUUGGCUGACGGUGAAACACACUCUCCAGCACUACUGGAGGACGAGUCAUCCCAAAAGCAGAGCCAUUUUGCCUCCUGUCUUUAAAAAGAUGGACUACAUUGAAGGAGGAUUCCAAAUCUUCGCCUCAUUUGUUGGCAUCAUGGUGGAGCAAUUUGUGGUGGAUGGACCGCACGCUCAUCUUUACGACACGCAGAACAAUUCAUGGGUUAAGCUGAUGAACUGGCAGCACAGCACCAUGUAUCUCUUUUUUGGCAUCUGUGGAGUAGCGUUGGUUGUGAGCACCAUGUCCAAAACGGUGCCCGUUGGCGUGGACCGCUUUGCCCUCUCCUUGGCUCUUUUUGUAGAAGGCUUUCUGUUCUACUACCACGUGCAUAGUCGCCCCCCGCUUGACGCUCACAUCCACUCCCUGCUCCUGGUGGUGGUGUUCAGUGGGUCAAUCAGCACCAUGAUUGAAGUGUUCAUAAGAGACCACAUUAUUCUGGAACUGCUGAGAGCCUGCUUGUUCAUCCUGCAGGGCUCAUGGUUCUACCAGAUUGGUUUUGUACUGUACCCACCCAGCGGACCCACGUGGGACUUGACUUUGCAUAACAACAUCAUGUUUGUCACAAUGUGCUUCUGCUGGCAUUUGGCUGUGGCCUUGAUAGUCGUCACCUGCACAUCUGCUGCCGUUUGGAUCACCAUGAGGAGAUUCUCCAGAGAAGGACAAGACAUUGAGAUAGUGCUACGAAAUAGGUUGCACAACAAAAGUUCAGAGAAAGCUUUACUUGAAGAAUCAGAGGAGGAAUAAUGGCUGAAUUUUUUUUUGUGGUUUUGUCUUAUUGAAUGAUUCUUUUCACAGUGCAACUCAAAUUUGAUUGAUACAAAAAUACAAAAAGCCUGAGUUGAAAUCUGAUCGUAUUAUGGUCCAAAAUGCACACAUAAAAACACCUAAGACUUAAUGAAUAUCCAUACAUCUUAUACAGAGUGAAAGUGUGAGCUUUAAUCAGUGAUAUUCAUAAUUCAACAUACUCUGCUUUAAUAUUAAGGAAAUUAAAUGUACUGUCGUUUAAAUUAAU